AUGAUGCUAGAAAUAUCAAAGUUGGGAUAUUUCAGCACAAAUGGCUCAGGGAUUGUUGUUCUUGAGGCGGAAGAGGUUCUGAAGUUCCAGCGGGAGAGGCUGGAUCAUUUCAUUCAGAAAGUCUGGAGUCAAACUUCCCUUGACAACUGCCAAGGACUUCUGAUGGAUCUUACCGGUGACAGAGGGAAUAAUACGAUGGCAAUGGCUGUAAGGUUCCUGGAGACUUUUGAGCUGUCAACUAGACCGGAGACGUAUGUUGUUGCCAUGGGAUCUCUCUCACAGACAGAGCUUCUCCAAAUACCGAGCCUUCGAAAUUCAGCUCGAUUGUUUUACUUUGUUCUCAACGACCAAAGCCAUUCUGUUUUUCGCACACUUUUCCGAGGAUCUCCGAAACCUGCAGAGAGGGCUGAAGUAUCACUGUAUUCGCGGUGUCUUUACUGUGACAACGGGAACACACAAAUGCUGUUGCUUCACCAGUGGGAUCUUCAUACAGCCGUUCUAGAGAAAAUAAAAAUCUAUCAUGAGAGCAGGCGUAACUACAUGGGCCGUGAGUUCAAGAUCGUGACCCUCCAGUAUUUCCCUUACAUAAACUACACGCACCAGAUGGAGACGAAGAGUCCUCGCCUGCAGCUUCAGGAUUCACUUGACUAUCGUAUACUCACAGAAGUUGCUCAACAAUUCAACAUUACCUACACCCUCCAAGAGCCCCCGGACGGCCAGUGGGGAACGCCCUCGGCUAAUGGCAGUUGGACGGGCAUUGUGCGGACUCUCCAGCGACAAGAGGCCGACUUCUCCCUCGGCCUCACGCCCACCUUUGCCAGGUCUCGCGUGGUCGAGUUCGCGAGGGUUUACAUGAGUGAACCACUGAUCAUUGCCUCGGCUAAGGCACGUCCUCUUCCCAACUACCUAUCACUCAUUAGUCCUUUCUCUGAGACGCUCUGGGCGACGCUCUCCGCCAGCAUCGUUGCUGCUAGCAUGACUCUGUGGCUACUCCAGAAGGCGUGGGCCUGUGGCUCGGGCGGCCCUGGCCUUCGCCUGAGCUCCGCCCUCCUGUACAGUUGGGGCACCAUGAUGGAGGACUCACCCGCCGCCGCGCCGACCAACUCCUCCGGCCGCAUCUUGGUAGUGACGUGGCUCACCUACUGCCUGGUCAUGACGACGGCCUACCGCUCCUCCCUCGUGGCCCACCUCACCGUCCAGGGGAAGACGGCAGAGAUAAAUUCCUUCGAAGAUCUCUUGUCACAUAGCGGGUGGUCCUGGGGCAUGCACUCUAACACAGGGUCGAUGGGAACUUACAUGAAAUCCAAGCCAAAUCCUGUGAUCGAACAGCUGGGAAAGAAAAUGCAGUUUCUUACAGGAGACGAGAAUGUUGCACUUGCAUUAAAAGGAAGGCAUGGAUACAUAUCCUCCAAGUACAGCCUUUUGGCCGAUAUUGCUAGAACAUACACAGAUGAAUUCGGUCAUACCAACCUCCGUAUCAGCAAAACUGAGUACAAUCCUUUUCCUGGAGUGGCUUGGGCAUUCAGAAAAGGCAUUCCCCUAAGGAAGGACGUGAUAAGUCUGACACAAAGACUGAUGGAAGCCGGUUUGGCUGACCGCUGGAUGGAGGAGGUGCUCAAGUCAUCGGGGUCUGGAAAAGUCGCACAGGGAAAGCCGGAACAGAACCGUGAGGUUCUCCGAACGGAGCACCUCUUGAGCGCCUUCAUCCUGCUCUUUUUGGGUCAUACUGUGGCCGUCCUCACCUUCUUUGCUGAGACGGCAUUUAGUCGCUGUCAUAGACCCUAA
Penaeus vannamei (Pacific white shrimp) is the source of this 1785-nucleotide messenger RNA. The record is from RefSeq and is a predicted model, not a curated record. NCBI's taxonomy places the organism in Eukaryota, Metazoa, Arthropoda, Malacostraca, Decapoda, Penaeidae.